AUGGCAAGUUCAGCAAAGAAACUAAAAGUGCAAAAUAGCAAGGAUACUAGAGAAUUUCAGACUUGGUGGACUGAUAAAUUCGGCGUGAUUAAUAAAGGUGACAAAGCAGUGUGUGUUUUAUGUUCUGGCACCAUGGUAUGUAGAACAUCUUCCGUUAAACGGCAUUUUGAAACAAAUCACAAAUCAAUUUGUCAAAAAAGCGAAGCAGAGCAAAAGGAAUUAAUUGCGAGUGCUUUGAAAGACAGAAACAAACAGUCAACAUCAAUAAAUAAAUUUGUUGGCAAAAACUGUCAUACAAGUGCGGCAAGUUACACGGCUGCAAAUGUCAUUGCCCGGCAUAGUAAACCCUUUCAAGAAGGCGAGUUUUUAAAGGAAGCCUGGUUAGCAUGCGCGCCUUCUCUUUUUGCUGAUUUCGAGAAUAAAAAUAAGAUAAUUCUGCGCAUCAAAGAUACUCCUUUGUCCAGAAACACAAUAAAGGAAAGAAUCUUAAAAUUGGCUGAAAAUGUUACAGAGCAACAAAAGCUUGACAUUCACUCUGCUUCAUUUAUAUCGCUAUGCCUCGACGAAAGCACUGACGUCACAAAAUCUGCACGUUUAGCUGUUUUUGCUCGAUACUGCGUAGGAAACGUCAUUAAGGAGGAAUUAAUUGCGAUAAAAUCGUUACCAACAACUACAAAGGGCGCAGAUAUUUGUACGGCAGUUAAAAAUUCGAUAGUUGAAAAAGAAAUUGAUAUAAAAAAAGUUGUUUCUGUAACAACUGAUGGUGCUCCGAGUAUGGUGGGUAAAAAAAUUGGUUUCAUAAGUUUAUUUCAAACUGAAGUAGGACAUUCGAUUCUUGAAUUCCACUGCAUCAUUCACCAACAAGCCUUAUGCGCUAAGUGCGGUUUAACAUCUCUUGAUAAUGUUAUGGCAGUAGUUACGAAAAUAGUCAACCUCAUCUCUGCUCAGGCUUUAAACAAGCGAAAGUUCGACGCUUUGUUGGAUGAAGUCAACUCCGUGUAUAAUGGCUUACUCAUGUAUAAUAAUGUUCGGUGGCUGAGUCGUGGGUCUGUACUUGAAAGAUUUCAACAAAUGCAAAUGCUUGGAAGAAAUCAGACUGUUUCUGCAAAAUGA
Messenger RNA from Parnassius apollo (apollo), 1113 nucleotides. Lineage: Eukaryota; Metazoa; Arthropoda; Insecta; Lepidoptera; Papilionidae. The record is from the annotation of a GenBank genome assembly.